AUGGCUGUGGCCUCGGCUGCCCCAGGGAGCAUCUUCUGUAAGCAGCUCCUUUUCUGUCUCCCGGUUUUAAUAUUGUCUUGCGAUGCUUGUCAGAAAAUUUCUCUUCAAGUUCCUUCUCAUCUUCAGGCCGAAAGACUUGUAGGCAAAGUGAAUCUGAAGGAAUGCUUCCCUUCGGCCCGCCUAAUCCUGUCGAGCGAUCCUGACUUCAGGAUUCUAGAAGAUGGUUCCAUUUACACAACACAUGACCUCAUUUUGUCUUCUGAAAGGAAGAGCUUUUCCAUUUUUCCUUCAGACAGCCAGAGCCAAGAACAGAAAAAGAUAGAAAUCGUACUGGACGUGGGAGGAAGGAAGGCUCCCAAGAAGAGGCACACCAGAGACACAGUUCUCAAACGCAGCAAGAGACGAUGGGCCCCUAUUCCCUGUUCACUAAUGGAGAACUCACUAGGUCCAUUUCCACAACAUGUUCAGCAGGUCCAAUCUGAUGCUGCACAGAACUACACCAUCUUUUAUUCCAUAAGUGGACCAGGAGUGGACAAAGAACCCUUCAAUUUGUUCUUCAUAGAUAAGGACACAGGGGAUAUCUUUUGUACACGAAGCAUAGACCGUGAGCGAUAUGAACAGUUUCCACUAUAUGCCUACGCCACGACAGCAGACGGUUAUGCCCCGGAGUACCCACUCCCCUUGGUAUUCAAAGUUGAAGAUGAUAACGAUAAUGCUCCGUAUUUUGAAAACAAAGUGACUGUCUUUAGUGUGCCUGAAAAUUGUCGAACUGGAACUUCGGUGGGACAAGUGACUGCCGUAGACCUCGAUGAACCUGACACUCUCCAUACUCGUCUGAAGUAUAAAAUCUUACAGCAAAUCCCAGAUCAUCCAAAGCAUUUCUCCAUACAUCCAGACACAGGUGUCAUCACCACAACUACACCUUUGCUGGAUAGAGAACAUUGUGAUACAUACAAGUUAGUAAUGGAAGUGCGAGACAUGGGGGGCCAACCUUUUGGUUUAUUUAAUACAGGAACAAUUACUAUUUCACUUCAGGAUGAAAAUGAUAAUCCACCAUAUUUUACCAAAACUUCUUAUUUUACAGAAGUAGAAGAAAACAGAAUUGACGUCGAGAUUUUACGAAUGGCGGUACAUGACCAGGACUUGCCAAACACUCCUCACUCAAAGGCUGUCUACAAGAUCCUACAAGGAAAUGAAAAUGGAAACUUCAAAAUUAGCACAGACCCCAAUACAAAUGAAGCAGUCUUGUGUGUUGUCAAGCCAUUGAACUAUGAAGUCAAUCACCAGGUUGUUUUGCAAAUUGGUGUACUUAAUGAAGCACAAUUCACUAAAGCAGCAAAUUCAAAAACUCCUACUAUGUGCACCACAACUGUCACUGUUAAAAUUAAAGACAGUGAUGAGGGUCCUGAAUGCCAACCUCGAGUAAAAGUUAUUCAGAGUAGAGAUGGCCUCCAACCUGGACUAGAAUUGCCCGGAUACAAAGCGUUGGAUCCAGAAACACGCAGUGGUGAAGGCUUAAGGUAUAAGAAGAUAGGAGAUGAAGAUAACUGGUUUGAAAUUAAUGAACACACCGGUGACUUGAGAACUAUAAAAGUGCUAGAUAGAGAAUCAAAAUUUGUAAAAAACGACCAAUACAAUGUCUCCGUGGUUGCAAUGGAUACAGAUGGCAGAUCUUGCACAGGAACAUUAGUAGUUCUUUUGGAAGAUUAUAAUGACCACCCACCACAAAUUGAUAAAGAAGUGACAAUUUGUCAGCAUGCUAAGGAUUAUGCUGUUCUGAAACCUGUAGAUGCUGAUGGACCCGAGAAUGGUCCACCUUUUCAAUUCUUUCUGGAUAAUUCUGCCGACAAACUUUGGAAUUUAGAAACAAAAGAUGGUAAAACUGCCAUUCUUCGUCAGCGGCAAAUUCUUGAUUAUAACGAAUAUAAUGUGCCUAUCAUAAUAAAAGAUAGACAUGGUUUAAGUGCAAAACACAUGUUAAUGGUGAGAGUAUGUGCCUGUACAACCCCAUCUGACUGUAACAAGAAUUUUAAGAGAGAUGUUAAGCCAAACGUAAUACUUGGAAGAUGGGCUAUUCUUGCCAUGGUGUUGGGUUCUGCAUUGCUGUUAUGUAUUCUAUUUACUUGUUUCUGUGUUACUGCUAAGAGAACAGUAAAGAAAUGUUUUCCAGAUGUAGCCCAGCAAAAUUUAAUUGUGUCAAACACUGAAGGACCCGGAGAAGAAGUGAUGGAAGCAAAUAUUAGACUCCCCACACAGACAUCCAACAUUUGUGACACAAGCAUGUCUGUUGGCACUCUUGGUGGCCAAGGAGUCAAAACACAGCAAAGCUUUGAGAUGGUCAAAGGUGGCUACACUUUGGAUUCCAGCAAAGGAGGUGGACAUCAGACCUUGGAAUCUGUCAAGGGAGCAGGACAGGGAGUAAUGGAGCCUGGCAGAUACACAUAUACUGACUGGCACAGCUUCACCCAACCUCGGCUUGGUGAGGAAUCCAUUAGAGGACACACUCUGAUUAAAAAUUAAACAGUAAAAGAAGGUCUAUCUGUGUGGACAAGACGAGGAGCAUAAACAUUCUGAAGACUACGUGCGUUCGUAUAACUAUGAAGGAAAAGGGUCUAUGGCCGGCUCUGUAGGCUGCUGCAGUGAUCGGCAGGAAGAAGAAGGGCUUGAGUUUCUAGAUCAUCUGGAACCCAAAUUUAGGACGCUAGCAAAGACAUGUGUAAAGAAAUAAAUGUGUUUUAACAGA
Messenger RNA from Odobenus rosmarus divergens (Pacific walrus), 2743 nucleotides. It is a transcript of the gene DSC1, whose product is annotated as desmocollin 1. The record is from RefSeq and is a predicted model, not a curated record. The transcript is spliced from 17 exons. Gene Ontology annotation, biological process: homophilic cell-cell adhesion. Bases 1 to 2520 code for a protein of 839 amino acids. Gene Ontology annotation, molecular function: calcium ion binding. Lineage: Eukaryota; Metazoa; Chordata; Mammalia; Carnivora; Odobenidae. Gene Ontology annotation, cellular component: plasma membrane; desmosome.